AUGGAGGUUACCUACAAGCUGUACGAAGCUCCCAAAAGCGUUCUUUGGUCGACCGGCAGUUCAGACACAGUAGGUCCAAAGAUACCCAGAAGAUCCCGCAAUUGAGAAUGUGCUGUGUUGUAUCUCAGAGCCCACUCGCAACUUUUGAGCAGUUCUAUUAUUCACUUGAUUAUAGUGGCCGCUACUUCUUGGUCUCUUCUGUGCCUUCCAGAUGAACAAAUUAUGCUGCAUUAGCCACAAACAAUAUGUACUAUUUGAAUUCACCAGACUUAUGACGAAAAUAUAAUGUGAAAGCAGUUAACAGCAAUGCAACUCAAGUGCAAUCACGUCACGUGUGUCAUGCCGUCAACACCAUAUAAUGACAUUUACGCACGUCUAGAUGUAACGCAAUCAAAGAACGGCGACCAGGAAACGCUCGGACUACCUAAGCGGGUCAACCAAUGAUGCGUCAGAGAUUACUAUCUUGAAAAUUCGCCAUUUCCGUACAUCGCAUCGAUAUCAAAUGCUGCUAGGGUCGUCAUCUGCAAAUGCAAGAGAGUACGACGGUUGUGCAACUUUGUUACUUACCGGAUGUCCCUGUAGUACUUUAUAUAGAUUUGUGCAAAUGCGAGCUACCUACGUCUCAAAAGCGAGGCAAGUGAUAGUUUUAAAGCAAAAUGAUUGUGACGCAGUCGGCUAUGUGCGGCACAAUUUUACGAAUUCUCAUCUGCCUAUGAAGGGCUGCCGUGUCUAACUCUCCCUUUGACUUUGUCGUAAUAUUUUACGGCUUCCUAGAACAGAUUACUUCUGCGUCUUAAUGCUGCCCCAUUUUUAUAGACUGUGCAUUAACUGACAGUUAUGUGAGUGACCUACAUAUGUUUUUUUGACGCUUCAGCCUGAAUACCAUUUGUGGAGCUGCGAUGAACAGGGAAACAUCUUUUUUCUGUCCUCAUGGAGUGUAGGUUGGCGGCAAUUAAAGGCGCGUGCAGGGCCUCAACUCCGGAUUAAGAGGCUUACUGCAAGCUCAUGGUGUGUAUGGGCCAUCGCUGCUGAUCAGUCGCCAUAUCUUUUUGUGCCCAGUGAUGGUACCGAAAUACGUCUGACGGAAAUUAUUACUCAGCAUGAAGUACCUUCCUUUUCCGUUUUUCUACCUACUCUUACUUGGUUUAGCGUUGGAAGCCUGCAUCAGGCUUUUCCGCGGAAAACUUAUCUUCUUCCGACCCCCUGUCUACUAUAAGAUCAGGAUCCAUAGAAAACACAGGAAACUGGAAUUGUCUGCCUUCAACUCGUUGGAAAUGGGAAUCUGAGGAUUGGGAGUAUGUAAUUCAGCAAAGUGAGGACAAGGCAGUGAGUCAAAUGUGACCACCAGAAUUUUUUUCUUCUGACUCUUGAAUACCUAGUUUUUAAACGCUUUUAUCUUAUAAACCCUUCUGUUCCAUCCUUUCCAUUCCUUGGUAGCUUUAAUGCAGAAAUUUUCACAGGGAGAACUAUGUUCGAGAGAGUCCUGCAUGAACACUUCCCAUACAUUCAAGAAUAAUACUUUUAAAGACCUCUCUCCUGGAGAUCUUGGGGGAUAUCUUAUGUCAUGCUAAUGUAUGCUUUGUCCUUAUGUAAGAAGGACAUCCAGAAUGUUGUUAUAAAACCUUUUGACGUUUCCGCUCUCAAAUUAGUAUUUUCAGUUUUUUCAUGUCACGGAUCCUCGAACUUGUUUUUUCUCAGCGAUUGCACACAAUUUUUUGAAGAGAAUUUCACUAGGCCAACUCGAUUCAAGCAAAUGAAAAUGUGUUUGUAUGGCGCCCCCUCUAAAGGAUAACGUUUGUACCAUGUCAUAUAUGCAGUUAAGACCAGAAGUAUAGUGUCAAGGAGUAUUAAGGACACUAAAAGCCCACAGGCAAUCUGUGUCAGCGAAGCCCUUUAUCAACUUCAGAAGGGUAAUCAAACGUAGGCACUGUCUUAACAUCCACGCAGUGUUUUUCCCGUAGCUGCGUUUUACCGGGAGACAGCGGUUAAGAUGUAAUGAACUGCUUUGUUAGUUCACUUUAAGGCAAGCAUUUGUGAGGCUAACUCUCGAGAGCAAAGAUACUAAACGAAGCACGUGAUUAUUGACACACUGGGGUGAUGGUUACGCGUUCGCUUACUAAAUACUUCACCUUCGUAUCGUUUAUCAAACAUGCCUGAUCGCAAAGCGGACACGAGUGUUCCGUUUAGCCUUUGAAUUCCAUUCUGGAGAUCCUACACACGGUUCCCUAGCAAUUAGCAGUCAAUAAUAGAACGUAGCUCAUCCGUUGCAAACCGCGCGAAUCUUCAAUGACCUGCAAAGCACUGAGUGGGAGUUUGCCCGUAGAUUUCUUUAUAGUGGCGCAGACUUGCGCUACAUCUACCUCAUUCUUUAUUUGUAUACUUACUGUGAUGUAGCAGCAGGAUAAAGUUGCUACGGAUAACGCACGCCUCACAGUAACCAGGCUUCCAAGAAGAAGGGUCCCGGAUCUCACAAAAGUUUUAGUGCCGUAAGGGCCUCAUUGAUAAAGAGCUAUUGCUAUCUGAUUCUAACUCCAGAUGACUUAGUUAUGCCCUCGGUUUGUGGUCCUCCAGACUUCGAAAAUGCAUACAUUUACAUUAAACAACUUUAGCUCACGUUCGGAGUUGGGUCAAAGUAACUCUCUUCGCUUUCUCGUGUGCCACUUACUUAGCUAGGUUAAACCGACGGAUUAAGAGACUGAUCACAGUGGCUGACAUGACGUAAAACCGUCAUCCGGCGCUCGUCGCCAACGGAUCCGGAUCGGAUGUUCAUUACUGCCGCUAUAAGUACCACAUUAAGACGGCACCAUUAUGGCCUGAUAUCUUAUCCCAUAGAAGGCGUAAGUGAAUUCAUCAUUUGCCAGUCCACAAAACCACACAUUUUGUGCAUCAGGGUUAUCAUAACGAGAACGCCCUUAAUCGCUGAGGGAAAUCACACCUCUGUCCACUUUCCCAUGCAUUCAUGAUCUGUCGGCAUGCUGGUUAUGACGUUUGGCGCAGUGGCUGGCGCCGCGUUAGCCUGCGGCCAAUCUGUGAGUCUCACACGUAUGACAUUAUCCAGGGCCCAACGCGGUCCUACUAACACAAUGACAUAACGGUGCAGCUAGUUGGUAGUGAAUCCGCCAGAAAGAUGACUCUUAGCAUUUCCUAUAUCAGCUUAAAAAAUUUGUUGACAAAGAGUAGAAAAAUGACUGAAUUAAUUACGAAUGGAUUUAUUUUCUGUAAAACUUAUGUUUUUUGCGUCGGUGAAAAAUCGAAAAAGUUAUCUUCUUCCUGUUGGAUGACCCUAAGACGUGAACUAGAAGACGCAAAUUCAAUGAAACCCCCGAGCCUCGAUGAAUGCACGUUUUCCCGUCUCAGCUCUUAAACACCACUACGCCAUCCUAUUAAACAACGCCUGGAUCGUCGCAAACUGGCCUAUUUGUGAAAAAAACAUAAUGAUAUUUUUUUCGGAUUUGACGACUUAUUGCACAUUCAGUGCUGAAACGGCCCGCUUGGUCUCCACAAGAAGAAUUUUUUGCCUUAGUAAUUUUAAUCGAAGUGUUUUCACAGUCACCCUGAGUGCUGAGACUGAGACAUCACCUACUCCUCAAUGCUACUGAGAAUUGCGCCGAGUUAAAGCCGCAGUCAAGGAGACCAACGCAUGCAGUUACCUUUUUUUAUUGGUAAGCUGAUUACGCAAAAGAACAUGGAUAUUCUCACUAGACACCUCGCUCUUCUGUUUUGUUACCAUACCAAAGAUCUCUAUGUUUGUCAUCUGGUUGCCCUCAUAGUUAUACUCAGGAACCGAGGUGUCGUCAAAUUCGAUAGGUGUGGAGGAGCGUGGGCGCAUGGCCAAGUUCCCCUUUCGCCGGACAUUGCAUGUCGUACUGACUCUGUCGUCACUCGUUGAGGCCUUAUCCGCCUGUCUGGCUAAUUGCUAUCCGGUGCGUCCACAGGUCGCGGACAGUGAAUCGGCCUUCAGCAGAGGUUAAAUACAGAUUAAUCGAACUCUCCUAUCUAUCGAAUAGGUAUUCCAUGACCAGCGUUGACGGAAAUACUAGGGCUGCCUUAUAAAAUGUCCAAAAAACACCGAUGACGGCACUGUGACAGCGACUAUAAACUGCCAUCAAAGAAGUUUUCUAUUAGGCUUUUAAGUUAUGACGAUAGAAGAGAUAACCUCUAGCAACCUUUGGGGACGCACCUAUAUUCAAGAUUUCCAAGAAGGCCCGCGAAAAUGCCCGAUUCAAGUGUCACAGGCCAUACAAAGACGCCCACGGCAACCGACGCGCCACGUAGCCCUAGUAUAACCGUGCGGGCGGGAGUUGGAUUAAUCGGUCGAGGACGUCUUGCGUAAAAUGUUAGAACGUCCGAACUUUUCUCAGCCCUGGUACUCAAAGUCUGGUGAGACACAAUCCUCACCAGCAUAUUAUCGGUACCUUCUACCUGUCUGGGGUUCGAAUCCCUGACUUAGGCUCUUGUGGGAUCAAAAUCAUGGGAUCAACUCUAACCUCUGUAUUGCAACGUGACAACGUUGGUAGAGACAGUGUGGUGAUAAAUGACUGGCCACCUUACAUACAACUGAAAAGGCACUUUACUAACAUCUCUGUUGUUUCCCUCUACGGAGCAACCUUACCUGCGCAAUGAAGAAACCUACUCGCAGCUGCAGAAACAGGUCGAAGACUUCUUUGCAACGGCCUAUUGAUUACUACCUGAUACUGGAAUGGCCCGGCUUGAUCAGACAGCACUUUAACAGGCUUCAAGGCGGAAACGAUAAAGGGGCGUUGACGUUUGUUGACCAAGACCGGCCAUUCAUCACGAUCGUCUGCUUCCAAUGUCAUCGCAGGCAUCUGUUGACCUGGUAUUCAAACAAUGGUCAUAUGGCCGGCCGGAUUGACUACAUUCCAGCUAGUUAAACGUCUCUUAGCUAGGUUCAUGAUAGUAGAUCGAUACAUGAUGUCGAAACUGGCAGCAUCAUACCAUGUUGUCGUUCGUACUCGCCUGAAAAUUUAACUCUCAUCUGCGCCCGGCUUGCCACAUGCCAUGAUGUCACAAACCCAGCGCAGAAAAGACUCUAAGCACAUGAACUUAAUCUCGCUGUGCAACCCGGAUCGAAUAAGACACUAACAAGUAGUCAUCACUGAAGUCUUAACUCCCUGAGAAGCUGUUGGAAUUCUCGGAUUCACUCAGUGGCUCUUCACUGACUGAACCAACUGAAGAAUCUCCUAAGUCUUUGUCCAGGCAGCUUGGACCUAAUUACAGGACGAUGAUUCCUCCUAGUAACUUCGGGAAAUGACGACAAUGUCUCCGGAACUAGUAAAUUGUUCGCCAUGAGAGUUGCUACCUUAUUGGUCUCUGUUACCAUCCUGCAGUAGAGCGCACGGUGGGCAUCGUCGGUCACGACGGUCGAACUGGCGGGAUGACUGGCUCGAAGACUAUGAGUGGUUCCUUCUUAACAUGGCUUCAAUGGUCGGCCGUUACAAUCGACGACGUCCUUCGCGUGGUCCACGAAGUUAACACAGCGUUAACCUACGUAUGAACUAGUUUAUAGAAAGGCAGGCUUGUGCAGUACCUACUGCACUUUCCUGUCCUUCUUCCACCUUCCUUUCGAUAGAAAAACAAUGUCAAGGCGACCGAAGGUGGACGCAGACCCAAUAACUGAAUAAACUAGACCCGUCUACGCCUGCCAUGCACGAACCGGUUUCCACUUCAUGCACCGGGUUAGAGUAAUGGUGGCCGGGAUCUCAUAUGGGUGGGAAUGCCAUAAAAGCUUCUCCGCACCGAAAUGAGCUUGUUUUCAUACCCUCUUCAUGGGUCUCGGUGUCCUGCGUACGACCGAUCAGCGCAAAUUAUUCGGCUCUGCAACAGUUGGAGACAUGCUCAGUUAUGAGGGAAGCAGAAAAAGCCGAGGACGUGUUUUGAUACAGUCCCGCCGUGACAGGUCUUUCGACCACACGCUUGUUAUGACGAGGGACGACAUUAGACCCAGUAGCGUUGCUGCUUAGAUUAAAUGCAGUGCGACUUUGUUGUGAAACUGUAAAGAUUAUCCUGUUGACAGGAGUUGACAUGACAGCUGACUUUCAGGCAUCCGUGCCACAUGCCAUUACCGACAACAAACAAUGGUUGCACUUGGUCAGUGGUCUUUAUGGGGCUCGCAACGCGCCCAUUUCUUUGCAUAACACUAAUCUACUCUAAAGCGGUUCCGAGGAGGAUGGAUUUUUGUCUCAUGCCGUAACAGUGAGCAGACUCAGGCAUUGUAGCUGCGUUUCCUGGUAGGACAGACGUCGUCAGUCGGUAGUGGCAGAACAGACCCCUGGGCGUCCACGACGUUUCAACUUGGUACCUGGAUAAGCUGCAGCCCUACCUUUCCCGAAGUACAAUAUUAAGGAGAAGACCGCCAUCUUGUUCUUGACAUUCAACCCCUUUCAACUCCUUCACGCAAUUCCCACCAACUGUAACGCUGAAAUUCAGAGAAUGUUGAUGCCUUGUCCAUCAGGGAAGGGUGAACAGUGGCUUAUAUCCACGAACCUCGUUUUGUGGCCCUUUUGCGUUUUGCGUCCCAUCUACCGCCUUGAUUAUUUGAUUGGUCGAAGACAACCGUACUUAGUGCCGCCGCGCGCUAGCAUCACGCAUCGACCUGUCGAGCAACUGGGAAUCCAUCGCACCAAGACUAACAUACCGGUGUCAUGCGCACCAAUCUACACCCCUCGCACCCGCUCCAUCUGUUCACACUGCCCCCGGACCUUCCAUCAUCGCAUGGGCCUGUUCGGUCAUAUGCGCAUUUAUAAAAACCUGCAGUAAAACACCACGGAACUCACCUUACCACUACAUCUCGCCCCACCCGUCCAUAAAUCACACAGAAACCCACCCGAAACACAGACAAAACAUACGCCGCUCACAUCAACGAAAAGCAUGCUCUUCGGCGCAACCUGGUUUCUCACCGGGUCGUAUAUGACACAUGCAAACGUGUCAUUGCACUAUUGUCAGCCACUGCGUCCAAAUCGGAUGCCAGAUGACUGACCGGAUCGGGCAGUGGACUGCUGCAGGAGAGAGGGAAAAAAGAGUGAGGUGGACACUUGGAAACUCAUCUCCACAGCACAUCGACGCAUUCCUUACUAUAAUAAAUCUGAUGCACUUUGGAACUAUCACGAUGCGCUGGAAGCCGUGGCUUGCAAGGCUGUCAGCUGACUGAAUAUCUCGGUCUUCGUGAUCAGUGCUGUGUGUAUAUGUGGGGUGAUCGGCUCCUAAAACGGGCCACGCGGUAGAUGCAUUGGACCAACACAGGAGCUAGAUCGGAAUCCGACAGGCGUUAUCAGGAAUGCGCAUCCACAACAAAUGCCAACAGUGGGGCGCGUGAGCCCAGUCGCAGGCUCCCAUUCUCGCCAGUUGAGAUCGCUGUCGCCGCUCCAUUUUCUUACUGUAUAAAAUCCUGGCCAGUGUCCGUUGGGGACCAAGGGGUGUGAUGGUAGGCCUAGGUUCGGGUCCCUCCGCACCAGUGACCGGCGUCCUCUCUCGCCUCCCGUCCUCUUGACUGUUUUGACACCGGAUCCAGGCGUUUGGGGAGAGGAUGCGGUAGACGCAGCGAAAGUCAACCAUUACUAAUUUGUGCGCAGGUCACCGUCUCUGUUACCAUCCUGCAGUGGCCGUCGUCGGUCACGACGGUCGAACUGACGGGGUAACGGGCUCGAAGACUAUGAGUGGCUCCUUCUUUACAUGACUUCCAUGGCACUCUGGCGAACGCGGAAUCCUGGUUGCCCCUAUUGCGUGCAAACCUGGUGUGUUGUGCGGGACUAGGUAGUGUCGCACUCGUAGACGGACCGUUCAGUUUUGUCAGCCACUAAGCCCGAGUCCACCUCUGUUCGUCUUGACAUUGUCUUGCCAUCAGAGCCUGGCAGGAGAAGGGAGAGGGAGUGAGGUAGAUGAUGCGCAAGCCAACCUUUCUGUAAAUUAAUUCACUUGCAAGUCACUGUUGUUGCACCCACUCCGUGGAAACACGGUGAACAUCGUCGUCCACGACGCUUAGCUCUUAAAUUUGAUGGUACACGGAUCGAAGACUAUCUUCUCAUAGCAUAGGCAGGAAGGCAGUUCGUUGGAGUGACAACAUUGCUGACAUAGAUCAUGUCUUCAUUACGAGACUCUCUUUGGUGGCGCGGACUCCUGGUCAAGUGACAUGAGAGCGGCGUGUGCUGCACGUCAAAGCCAGGCCGUGGCUGCUCUACCUUGGCGAUUCUCAGCGCAAAAUAACAGAGUUCUUCGCCCCUUUCGAGGUACUUUUUGUCGGUACAUAUCGUGUUUGUAUACCCGUCUAUCCGCGCUACCAGGGUCCUGGGUCACAUCGAUCAGCGCGCCGCGCUUACAAAACAUUUUUAUUGGUUUAUCAGAUCGAUGUAUGGACGAUCGAGUGACGCACGCAUCUACGGCCCUCGCAAUUCCGCCAAAUUUUGCUGACUGUGUCUUGCGCCUAGCCCUUUUAAGUGCCUGCAGUCGUUAUUUUACUUACGUGUUCAAAUCUCCUGAAAACUUUAAUUUUUGUUGUCUGUCUGUUUUGUUUUUGGAGUUCGCUGAGUCUUCGAACGCCUCCUCUUCGUAAUUUCCUUUCCAACUAAAUAUUCGAUAACACAGAAACCAAUGAAAACACCCUGUAGACAGUAAUUUCUAUCUUAUAUACAUAUAUAUAUAUAUAUAUAUAUAUAUGUAUUAGUUGUGGUACAAAUGCCUAGUAGCUAUAGAUGAAGGCGGAGCAUUCAAGCCCAGGCAGGCCACCCCUCUUUUAUGAAUCGGACAGCCAAAUGAUUCCUUGCACAGCGCCUGGGGAUCGGCCAAAAGUUCGCAGUUAGGAACUAGUCUGAACCUAGCUUUUCGAUACAAGCCUAUUUUGUUUUAUUUUUUCCAUAUUUUGUCGAGAUUUUGCAACUUAGUAGCAGGAACGCUACUGUCCUCAAAAAGUCACUUCACGUCUCCUUACUGUAUGAUGUCCCGCUUGUGGAUGGCGGUAACAAAACUGGUAUCUCAAUGGUACUCUUUCCAAGUUCACUUUGUCAAAGGAAAGGAGUUAGGAAAUUCAAGUGGCUACUCGUGUAUUGUUAAACCCCUGAUAACACCUUGUCAGCAUAAGAAAAGAAUUUAUCCCUAACAGCAAAUUGGACUAUCGGCACUGUUUAUACGAAUUUGAUAGGUAUGGAGUGGAGUUCAUAAAAACUUGCGUUAGUCGUUGCAGCCAAAAGCAGCACGUAGACUGGAGGGCUGCCAACGAACACGACAAUCAUAUCAUUUGUCUGUAUUUAAUCAGUUGAAAGCGGUCACUGCUUGUAUUGAAGUACAACUGAAGUUAUCGCACGAGUCCCAGCAGACCGUCGCAAGAGUUUCCUGACGCCUAGAACUUCAGCGAAGGCAGUAUUAAUGGUAAUACCGACUUCGGCGUCCAUUAAGAGGGACUACAAACACGCCUCGUCCCAAGGAUUAUGGCAAUAAUAUCGUCUAGUUUUCCCGUGGAUCCGCCCUCUUAGAGCAUAACGUCCCCACCCCUUCAUCCUUAAGUUCGCAGCCCCUAGUCCGUGCAAACUCAGCGUGUUGCGCAGGGCCAGAUUGUGCGUGGCGUGUGUGGACGGAGUGUUUAGUUUUGUCGGCCACUUCUCACCAUUGACCUUCAUAAACCCUUUCGAGUGAACCACACUCCGUCUGGUCGUUUCCUCUGAUGAGGAGUUUUUGUUACCAGCUCAAGCAUUCAAGAGUAAGCUUCUGGAACUUUAGGCGGUUCCCUGUUUGCCCACCAUCUUUCUAGCAUGCCUCUUGUCACAACCUAGCGUGCUUCUGUUUUCUCGGAAGCAUUCCUCCCUCACCAACGCGCAUUACCCGGGGCUGAUGAGGCUAAGCCUUAAGCGUUUAUUUGCCCCACUUACGUCACUUACUGUAACCUGUCCCACCGGCGGUAGAAAAGAAUGUUUACUGUCAAAAAGUUUAAAUAGCCUGGCUGCUAGGACUAAAGUUGUGGUAAAACUAGGCGUCUGUAUUCAAUCCUAGCUAUCCAGCGCAUUAUGUGGUAAUUUGAUCACGCCAGUGCUAAUGAGAUGCGUUGAGACGCAUUUGACAGCUCUGCACUCCCCGUUGGUUAGGACACUUUGCGCGCAAAAGCGUCAGUCUGCUAAUGUGCUCUCCCAGACUUCGAAUGGGGUAGAGGGGGUUUCAUGUUAGGAGCCCGAAAUCCAGUCUAUUCUGUAGGGUUGAGUAUGCCACCACCUCGUUUAAAUAUCUGAGAUGGUUAUAAGUAUUACAGCCAAAGAUGAGGACUACGGGAAUCAUCAUUUCUGGCUUCUUUGAAAUUGACAGCUAGCCAUGCCUUAAACUGGGUUGGGGAAAUCUGAGAUUUUCACCCGAGUCCAGUUAAUCAUCGGGCUGAGGGCUCACGCUUUGUUGUCUGUGAUCGGGGCUAUUUAAAGUCACUUGGGUUUGGCGUUCACUGAUCCGGAGAGAAUAUAACCCCUUUAAUAUAAGGCCCUCGCAGGCGGCUCCAAGACGAACACUCAUCAUUACGAGCUAGGUAAUACGCACAAACAGUUUUGUUCUUCUAUACAGCAUUUGCUGUGAGAUCGAGUACGUGAGUAUUUCCCUGAUCCUCCUACACAGGGCUGGGAGUACGCCACCUCGUUUGCACCCGAUGCGGUAUUCACUUCCUUCUACCGGGUCGAGGCAGUGGUUCGUCGACGCCGCUGGCAACGUGUCCGUCGCUUCCUCGGCCAUGACCGCUGGCUCCUCUGUCCCGUCUGUCUCACCGACCUCGACGAAUCAUCAGCGGCGGCGACUGCAGCUGUCUCGCUUGACUCCCAGCGCGAUGGUGGUCGUUCGGCCGGUGUCCUGCCCAUGCACCAAGUGAGCGUGGGUGGAGAGAAGCUGCCCCACCAAGCAGCCGGUUUCCUUGCAGUGUGGGCCAUUACAACUGAAGGACGCGUAAGUGUCUUUGAACACUGUUAACUUGCCCCUGAGUCAUUAACUAAUUCCUAUCAAGCGAUCUCAUUGGCGGUUGAUUUUCAUUGGUCCGACUGUGCACGUACACUGUGGUUGAGUUCCUCCCUCAGCACCAUGACGGAUAAUGCGGACUUUGUGGAGAGGAAGGGUUAUCACACGACAGUUCGACCGUCACUUCCGACGAUGUCCACCGUGUGAUCCACGGCACGGUGAGGCGGGGAUGGUAACUUGUGCGGGAUUUAGUUUAUAGUGAUAGUAGACUUGCACAGAAUCUACCGCACUAUCUUCUCCCGCACCUAUACCCAGCGCCAAGAGAGAGUCAAGAAGACCAGAGGCGGGGGAGGGCGUAGGCGGGUGGCACGGUGGAGUCCGCACCUUGGCACUCCACUCCACACUCCGCGGUCCACACUGCAAAUGACCAGGUUUUUGAGCAACAACAAAAAUGGGGAGACGGCAGGGGGUCCCAAUGUGCGCGACGUCUGCCGGCAACCGCACCCCGAAAUGUUGGCAUUUGUUAUGGUGCGCAAUCCGAUAACGCCUGCCGGAAUCGGAUAUGGUCCCCGUGUUGGUCCAGCGCAUCUACUAUGUGACCCGUUUGGGGGGCACGGUUAUCACAUGAACUCAUCACCAGAGACAGCGACAGAUGAUGUUUCAGCGAUUGCACCCCCUCCCCUCCUCAACUGCAUCGCCUUCGUAUCGGCAAAGUAGGCUUUUUUGACCACUUUCAUUUCUUCAGGGUUGAGACGGUGUGUGCAGGCGCGGUCUAUGUGCAUCCUACCCACUGCGUGCGCAGUUAGAUUGAAACUCGGACGGAGUUAUACUACUAACUGCUUUCGCCUCCAUUUGAUUUGCUUACUUUCACCCUGCCUGCUCCUCCGUCCCCGACAGAAUCAUUGGAAUGGCUAAUCGCGGCACGUACGCCUUCGAUUCGCACCAAAACCUUGACUGAACUCUCGUAAAAUCCCACCGGCGUCAAGCUGUUAUGAUCUGGAGGACUGAGCUGGCCCUUUUUAAUGUGGCCGUUAUGGCAUUCUCACUGCUGUGAGAUCCGAGUUGCCAUUAUAGGACCUGAUACAUGUUGUGGGAGCCAGAUCAAGUGCGCACGCAUAGACGGGCUGUUUAGCUUUGUCGACCACUGUAACCAAUCCCGUCAACAAGUAGCUGACAGACUUGCCACCUGCUCUAAAUCCGGUACUACAGUCCAGUUAGUGGCACUGAAGAGGAGUUCAGGUCAAAACCCGUCUCGAUGCAGUCCAACAAGGCAGUUGAAUGACUCUGUCACCUAUGAGCUUCGAUUCUCCCAGUUGGAGGAGACUGAGUCUAACUCGUAGCAUCUAAAUUCGCAUAGCCUCUCAGUCGAAGGGACCGGCCCAAGCGGACGCCUUCAACCCACCGAGGAGUCGUUAGUUCAAAAGCACAUAGGUAGCUUGAGCUACAGAUUCCCGGCUGUAACUGGCGCCCCGACGAAAUAAAGUGGUAAGCAGCGGUUAUGUAGCCCCACAUGAUGGACACAAUACUGUUGGGGUUAGGGUUAGGGUUAGGGUUAGGGCGACUAUUUCUCAACCACCUAAAGCACAACCGUGUAUUCCCAAUAGCUUUUCUUUUGCACACAGUUACUUGACGUCGUCGCCUGUGCGUUCCCCAGCCCCACCUGUAAAAACCCCCUAUUGUCACCGGUUUCGUAUUACAGUCAGCUGGGAUUUGUUUACUUCAGGUGGGUCUACAUGACCACAUCUGACCAAUAAAUUUUUACCAAACUCGGUGAUUUGAAUACACCAAGGACUCACUAUCCCAGGUGCUUCAAGCCUGCACUUUGGAGAAAAAGCUGGCGCACAGUUAAAAAAAGUGCAUGCGGCUCGGGACGAAGACACAUCGCACUCUGAAAGUCUUGUUCCCAGAUGUCGCCUGUUGCUUCUGUUCGCCUAAUGUAAUUUGCAUCUUCGGCUGAUCCCUUUCUACAACUGUCAAUGUUUGGCGGCCUAAGCUUUCGGUGCAGCUGUUAACUGCACACAGAGUUCCGGAAGAUGAUUGUUAAUCGUAUUAUAUACAAAUUAAGCAGAUGGAAAUAACAGGCAGAAUAUAGGAAAUAUGGCUGCAGGAUGCAUGCCACGUUUUUUUGUUCUUAACUAUGCACCAGCCUCUUCCUUAAAUUUAAGUUCGAAACGCUCACAGGUAGUGAUAAAUCCCCAUCAGAUGUUAACCAAAAUUCUGAAAUGCGUUUUCGACUAGGAAGGAUUACUUACUUUACGUUACCCCGUUCCCAUAUAAUUGUACUGGCCGGACGAAAAUUUAUCGAAAACGACCUCGUCUUCUGAUUAAUUGAAUUCGCAAAUAGAUUAUCAUGCAGUAUAAUCCCAAGAUAAUUCAGUCAUGCCGGAAUGUUGGCUUUUGGUGCUGUCCUUUUUGGCCACCUGCAAAAAUUGCACCCAUCAGAGAGUGGCUACUGAAGUAGUAUACUCUUUUUCUGUUGACUUCCGAUGCCAUUAUAAACCCAAAUAUGUUUUAUGUAACGUAUGCAUGAAAAUAUCAUUUUUCCUAUGCAUUCGAUAGCAAAUCACGUCCAGCAAAAUUUUAUACUCCAGGGCAGGGUAUUUUUCGGCAUUGAAAAGUACUGCAGUCAUCAACUAAUUUUUACCCACCCUGCAACUUCAUUUGCGUUUAGAAAUCUCAUUCUACAUGCCGUAUAAUUUUAGGAUGGAGGAAAUCGUGCAUUCCUUUAAGCCAUUAGGAAGGUACCAUAUAGAGUUCAUAAAAUUUCCUAGUAGUUGUGGACUAUGUUGUAUACUUCAUGAAGAACAUUAGUAAAUAGACCGAUACGAUGCUAUUUGAAGGGACAUUGCACGGUCUUAAAAAGUCCCGGUUAGGAAAUUUUUUAAAACCGAAAGAUGCCCUCUGUUUGAGUAUGACAUUUGAAGAAGAGGUGAUGUGCUACCAAAUGAGUACAAGAAAUAAUACUUUCAUUCAUGUUUUCUAUAAAUUAUGUUUGAAUUCAUAACGACAUCAAAAAUCAAUAUAAAAACUGCAUGUCGCUCAAAUAGUCAUUUUUAACGAGCGCGAUUUUCGCGGACGACCGAAAAGGGGUGCAACCAAAAGUCAGAAUUCCGAGAUUUCUGAAAAAAUCAUAGGAUUAUGCCGCACGGUAAUCAAUAUUACAGCUCCCUUUAAGUGAUCCUUCCUAGUAGAAAGCGCGUUUCAGAAUUCUGGUUAGCAAUUCAUGCGUUCUGGUCACUGACUCUAAGGUAGUGAGUCCUUUCUAGAUUCGACUAACUGUGUUCGUUAAAGAUUUUAUCCCAUCGUCGUGCUAAUUUUGGGCGAAAUCGGAAUCCAAAAUAACCUGCUCUGUUGAAUUAAUGACUACCAGCCGCCAGACGCCGAGCGAAACGAUAACCGUCGUAGCAACACAUUGGUCGGGCCAGCAGACAUUCUGAGCAGCUCGUGUGCGUCGGGUUGAGUUUUGGAUGUCAGUAGUCCGCGUUAGGAUUGCCAACGCGCUGAAUAUAGGUGCCACUGGCAACGACAUAGAGAAGGACCCUACUUAACUGUCAGUAGACUGUGGAUCUUGCCGUACGUGAUUCAUGGUAAAGGGAGUAUUAUGGGUGGGGCAGCACGUUGAACAAUAAGCUGACAUAAUGAAAGGAAACACAGAAAUUGCCUGAAUUUAUGCCAAAAAUCUUGUCCUGCGCUAUUGUACGACAACGGAAAUGAGUGUAGUAAUUAAACAAUAAACAAGAAGUAAAUUGCACAAAAUAACGGAUUUUGAGUUAAGCAACAAGGACGUGGGAACUAAUCGUAGUUGACAGUAUAGUUUCUGCAACAGCAUGCUAAUGUAUGCCAAGAUGAAACCCAAUAUGACACGACUCACAGUCUACUGAGAGUUAAGUGGGGUCCUUCUCUAUACCGUUGCCCGUGCCACUUAAUCAGCUCACAAGGUGGUAGGGAGGUUAACGCCUUCUGCAUAAACAGGUUUGUCAGGGUCGAUGAUUGGGCCUUUUUACGGUCCGCGGAGACUCUAUCAAGGCGAAGCAUCAUGCGCUCGUAAGAGUGCGGACUGCGGGAGCUGAAAUGUCCGGCCAAUGACGUCAUAAAAGGCGCUGUUUGCAGUUAACGCACGAAACUGCGAAGUCGAUCUACGUAAGCGCUUAGAGCUGGGCCCCACUGGUUGGCAAUUCCUUACUAUCAAGCAACUGAUCGAGGAGGCCUUGUAGUGUCGUAGACAGUCCGGGCCGUCUGUAUCUGUCUUAAAGCAGCAGGCUAUCGAACUCGACUGAGAUCAAGUUAUGCUGUUUAAGUUGUACUGUACGCUGCCCGUGCUGAGCCCUGGAGAUCACGCGACACGCGCGCGACAUACGAACGUUCAAGGUCACGAACGCGUGAUAAGAAAUCGAAGGUUCUGAUUGGCCACUCCCCGACCUAUGACGUUUCCCUAUGCCAUGCACUCCGCUAGGCUCCCGCUUGUUUAGCCUUUCGUGCGUGCCCCCCUGCGCGUUGUUGACGCAGCUUACCGAACAUGACUUCAUUGUUACCUACACCGCUAUCGUUCUAGCUAGAAACACUCCCAAACCCUCCUAUGAUUAUUGGUUGAAUUGAUUCCGACUAUGCUGCCCACGUGGCCUUCAAAGUUAAACUUCACCAGACCAAUCUGCGAGAAGUCGGAUGGCGGCACAUCGACGCGGGGAGACUGAUCUCCGAGCGGCAUUCGCCAAGCUAAAGUCGGUCAGCAUGGGAUGGAAAAGGGGUCUUCCAGAGUUGCUAUCGUUUUUGUCAGGUGUGCCGGGAAAUCCAGUCAAAACAUGGGUGAUUUCAUUACAAAUCUGACUUUCGCCAUCCAGGCCUGUCGGUAUAAAGAGAUCAAGACAAAUAAGUUCGAACAUUCAACCUUCAUUCAGAAAUUAGUCGUUAGCUCGCGUGAUGGGAAAGCAUGGGGUAACCUUUUAUCAGAAAAGAGUGUCUUUUUUAGGAAAUGGUUUGCGGCAUUCGUCCGUUUUCAGGAGCGUGUACAACACGCCCUUCGGCAGCUGAAUCUGCCGACCGUUGAAGUGAUAUCAUCCUUCGAAUGUGAAUCUGAGGUCGCCCUGGUCAACGUUGCCCGUCCUUCAUAGAGACGGCAGUCGUCAGUUCCUUCUAAACAACAACUAGGCGAUGACGAUGGGGUAUGGGGUUCCACUGACAAAACGGGAGACAAGAACUCACCUAAUGCAGAAAUGGUGCCUAUAGGAGUUUGGUGGAUGGGGUAUAUGUGACUGAAAGAUAUCUGUUUCCAGGAAACGAAAGUAAAAAAGUAACAUUUAGGCCGUUAGCUUGUUCAUGUACGCCAAUACGGCGUGAAAACACGGGCCCGAAAUUUUAAAUACUGGAAAUUUUGAGCUAUAAGUGGGUGGAAAAAAAUGAAAACCGAGAAAUUGGCUAGAUAUUGCUGUUGAACUGACCCCAGUUCGUGACGACCAGUCACAUCGAAGGAAAAAGUGUAAAGAAUAUAUCAUUAGAUCCAACCGUCGUGAUGGCAGUCACUGAAGAUAUAAUUGAAGUUGACGACGUCGAGAGCCUAACCCCUAACCUUAAACCUAUGUCCAAAGCCUAACAAUAAACUCCUAAGCCUGACCCUAGCCGCUAAUCAAAACCCCCGGCCUUUAAUCGCAAGUUCUGAUUCCAACUUUUAGCUCUUACUAGCCCCUUGCCGCAACUGACUUCUAACCCUAACUCGUAACCUAAUUGUGCCGCCGAGCCGAACGCCAACCUUAAUGGUAACACUUGGGGAAGACCUGACGGCAAAUGAGCGAUAGAGAAGGCAGGCCAAAUUAAGCAUAGUAUCGGAUGGUUAGAUUGUAAUCAGAAAGCAGUUUGCCGGUUUUUUUUCAAGAAAUGGAUCACAUCGAAAACGUAUGUCAUUUUAUAGAGCGGACGAGGUCAAACACUCAUGCCACCUACGCCACCUAAGUCAGAGAGGACAACACGGUAUUGUGAAUGUAUUCAAAUCGACACACCGUUGCAAUUACCCU
Messenger RNA from Spirometra erinaceieuropaei, 16934 nucleotides. Lineage: Eukaryota; Metazoa; Platyhelminthes; Cestoda; Diphyllobothriidea; Diphyllobothriidae. The record is from the annotation of a GenBank genome assembly.